Molecule: messenger RNA, 7174 nt
Organism: Mirounga angustirostris (Northern elephant seal)
Lineage: Eukaryota; Metazoa; Chordata; Mammalia; Carnivora; Phocidae
Gene: TBC1D2B
Product: TBC1 domain family member 2B
Exons: 13
Coding region: 2046-4547 (833 amino acids)
Source: RefSeq, a predicted model, not a curated record
GUUGGGGGUGUUUGGAUUGGGCAGCGAGGAGGAGUUUGCAGGCGGUUGCUGGUGCGGCGUGGGCCCGGUUAGCAUGCGGGUCGCACGGCCCGCGGACGCCAUCAGGGAGCCUGGAAGCAUGGGCCGCGCGUGGCUCCGCUGCGUCUGGAGGGGGACGCCGAGGACGGCAGGCCCGUCAGCUCGCUGCUGGGGGGCACAAGGUGGAUGUGCCGGGAGAACCCCAGGGAGCGCGAGUGGAGAGACUGGCGGGGUCCUCGCCUUGAUGGCUGGCGACUCCUGCGGGCUGGAGCGCGGCUUCCCUGCAGUCUGUCUGUGAGAAAUGUCUUCAGCGCGGGAUCGUGGGGCCCUGUGGACCACGGCGGUGCUCUCUGACCUGGUGCAGUGGUGCCCACCCCGCAGUGUGUCCCGAGGGCCGCUGGCCCUGGCGGGGAGGCCAACGGUCCUCGCCGAGGACCCCACACGCCCACAGGGGCUCACGGUCAGCCUCCCGGCGCUCAACAAAAACCGUGCGGAGCUUGAGUCCUGCGGGGAUGCCGGGAGGACGGGCGUGCGCCCCUCCCUCCUCCUCCGUGUGACAGCAAGCAACCCAGACCCGGUCUGAAUCUCCACGGAGCCACUCCGGCCCUGAGGUCGCCGGUGAUGGUGGAGACGUGAUCGCCGCACCCGGGGGACGCGCCCUGGUGAGCUGACUUGACCCUCGGAGCCGCGGCUGCAGGUCCGUUGCUGUUGUCACUCACGCCCUCCUGGGGGCAUCGGACCCCCGCGCACGGCGCCCGGGGCGUGAGCCCAGACGUCUGGCUCCCAGCCCUGGUGCCUACCCCAGGGGCAGGCAGGGACCGCGGUCUGGGCGGUCGUGCACUUCCGGCGACGGCGCGUGCCCGCGUUCAGUCCGCUGCCGCCGUGAUGAUGGCAUCCCGCUGGUGCCUGGCACUGUUGCAAGCGUGUGGACGCGUCACAGCCGGUGUGUUGUGCUCGGUUGUGUGAAGGAAAGCGGGAUGGGUGUCUGGGGACGGGAGAAUGUUUGGAAGGACUCCCAGCGAAGUGUGCAUGACGUCAUGUCUGGUGACGGGUUGCGGUCAGUUUCUCUUCUUUCUGCCUUUUGCAGAGUUUGCACAGCAAACGUGGGUUGUUACUCUUGUUUGAAAUAAAAGUCUCCAAUAUGCUGUGGCAUUUGUUAACGAAGGUGAGCGGAAGCUCCCAGGCGGGCAGGGAUCCUCGGACGAGUACGGGCUGCGUGCACCUCCGCCCCUGCAGGUUGUUUGCUCUCUGUCUCCGUUUGUCAUUUGUCGUUUAAUUCUGGGUGGUGUGGUGGAGUUUUGGGACAGACAGACAUUUUCUCUACUGCCUUGCUUUUUGGGAUUAGAAAGGUCUUUCCGUUCCAAGAGAAUAGGACUGUUGCAGUGGCAACUUCCCCUUUGUUUCUGGGGAGAAUAAUCAGCCCCGUGAAACCCACACCUCCUGCCCGGAGCCGGCUUCCGGGGGGCCGCGUGCGGGAAACAGCCCUCGAGGGUCAGUCUGUCUGGCCUUCAGUCUGGGGCUCAGCCUCGGAGGAGCGCUUGGCCUUGCCAGGUGCACGCGGCCCUGGAGCUCAUACAUAUCUCUGCUGGAAGCUUCUGUGUGGAUUGCGUCUGCCGCACGGCGGGUUUAAAGUCCAGAGUCAGACCCGCUUGUGCACCUUUGAAAAGCGCGGAAACCUACACGGCUCUCGUGGGAUGCAGAAGAGACAAAAACUUAAUUACGUAGGCAUUUUCUUUGGGCGCUUUAAAUGACCUUUAUGCACAUUCAAAUCUGGAAUCAAAUUUGAAUUCAUUUUAAUGCAAAUUUCUAACCAGUUGUCCUAAGGCCAUUGUUUAAUAAUGACUACUUCUUCUGAUCUCGUUUCGGAUGCUGCAUUUGACUGGGCUCAGCUCCGGACUCCCCGCACGCACACCGGGCCGGUCGCGCCUUCCUCACGGCCUCCCUGCUCGGAAGGGCAGAGCCCCACGCCUCCUUUGUUUUGUCCAGAACUCUUGAACGUUAAAGUUUAGGCCCCUAAUCGUCAGCUCAUGACCUACUGGCUGCAGGAGCUCCAGCAGAGGCGGUGGGAGUACUGCAGCAGUCUGGACAUGGUGAAGUGGGACAGCAGGGCCUCCCCGACCCCAGGGGAUUGCUCUAAGGGUCUCGUAGCCAAAGAUAACUCAGGUGUCAUUUGCUCACAUCCGGAUGCUUCUGCAGAGAAAGCCAGGAACGUCCUCGCUGUGGAAGCCACCCCCGGAGAGCUGGUAGGAGAGGCAGCAGCUCACCAGCCGGCCCCUGGGCACCCAAAUUCCAUUAAUUUCUCUUUCAAACAGUGGGGAACUGAGCUCAAAAAUUCAAUGUCAUCUUUCCGUCCUGGGAGAGGACAUGGCGACAGUCGGAAGAGUGUGUUUUAUACCAAUGAAGAGUGGGAGCUCUUAGACCCAAACCCUAAGGACCUGGAGGAGUCCAUGGUGCAGGAGGAGAGGAAGAAGCCGGCCCCCGAAGGAAACAAAGGAGUAACUGGCUCAGGAUUUCCCUUUGAUUUUGGACGUAUUCCCUACAAAGGAAAGCGCCCUUUGAAAGACAUGAUCGGAUCAUACAAAAACCGCCACGUCAGCGGUGACCCUUCGGCGGAGGGGGCACAGAGUGCUGGCGCCGUCAGCAAGCCCGCGUCCGAGAUGCAGCUGCAGGUCCAGAGCCAGCAGGAAGAGCUGGACCGGCUGAAGAAAGACCUGUCCAGCCAGAAGGAGUUGGUACGGUUACUGCAACACACGGUCCGGUCCUCCCAGUACGACAAGUACUUCGCCAGCAGCCGGCUGUCUGCGGGUGUCCCGAAGGACACGCUUGACCUUCUGCACCGCAAGGACGACCAGAUCCUGGGCCUCAGCGGCCAGCUGGAGCGGCUCUCCCUGGAGCGAGAGAGUCUGCAGCAGGAAGCCAGGACGCUCAAGAGCAAGGUGGGCGAGCUCAGUGAGCAGCUGGGGAUGCUGGUGGAGACCAUCCAGGCCAAGGACGAGGUCAUCAUCAAGCUCUCGCGCCAGCUCAGCGAGGGCGCGGACCACACACCCUCUGCCGCAGGGGUGCCCGGCUCCCCCACGCCCCCCAGCAGGGAGCACCUAGAGCUGGACAGGCUGAAAGAUAACCUACAGGGGUAUAAAACCCAGAAUAAGUUUCUAAAUAAGGAGAUUUUGGAGCUCUCAGCACUGCGGAGAAACGCGGAAAGGAGGGAGCGGGAUCUGAUGGCCAAGUAUUCCAGCCUAGAGGCCAAGUUGUGCCAGAUAGAAAGCAAGUACCUGAUCCUGCUGCAAGAGAUGAAGACGCCGGUUUGCUCGGAAGAACAGGGGCCUUCUCGUGACGUCAUAGCUCAGCUGCUGGAGGACGCCCUGCAGGUCGAGGGCCCGGAGCAGGCGUUCGUGAAGCCUCAUCUUGUCAGUGAGUAUGAUAUCUACGGAUUUAGGACCGUCCCAGAGGAUGACGAGGAGGAGAAGCUGGUGGCCAAGGUCCGAGCGCUGGACCUGAAGACCCUGUAUCUCACAGAAAACCAGGAGGUGUCCACCGGCGUCAAGUGGGAAAACUACUUUGCGAGCACGAUGAACAGAGAGAUGGUGUGCUCCCCGGAGCUGAAGAACCUGAUCCGGGCAGGCAUCCCCCAUGAGCACCGUUCCAAGGUGUGGAAAUGGUGCGUGGACCUCCACACCAGGAAGUUCAAGGACAGCACCGAGCCUGGGUACUUCCAGACGCUGCUCCGGAAGGCGCUGGAGAAACAGAACCCGGCCUCCAAGCAGAUCGAGCUGGACCUGUUGCGGACUCUGCCCACCAACAAGCAUUACUCCUGCCCCACCUCAGAGGGCAUCCAGAAGCUCCGCAACGUCCUGCUGGCCUUCUCCUGGAGGAACCCGGAUAUCGGCUACUGCCAGGGUCUGAACAGGUUGGUGGCGGUGGCUCUUCUGUACCUGGAGCAGGAAGACGCUUUCUGGUGUCUCGUUACCAUAGUGGAGGUGUUCAUGCCGCGAGACUAUUACACAAAGACGCUGCUGGGGUCCCAGGUGGACCAGCGGGUGUUCAGAGACCUCAUGAGCGAGAAGCUGCCUCGGCUGCACACGCAUCUGGAACAGUACGGCGUCGACUACACCCUGAUCACGUUCAACUGGUUUCUGGUGGUGUUUGUGGACAGCGUCGUCAGCGACAUCCUCUUCAAGAUCUGGGACUCUUUCCUUUACGAGGGACCAAAGGUCAUUUUCCGGUUUGCCCUGGCGCUUUUCAAAUACAAGGAGGAGGAGAUCCUGAAGCUGCAGGACUCGAUGUCCAUAUUCAAGUAUCUCCGCUACUUCACUCGCACGAUCCUCGACGCCAGGAAGCUGAUCAGUAUCUCCUUCGGGGACCUGAACCCAUUCCCCCUGCGUCAGAUCCGGAACCGGCGUGCCUACCACUUGGAGAAGGUGCGGCUGGAGCUGACAGAGCUGGAGGCCAUCCGGGAGGACUUCCUGCGUGAGCGGGACACCAGCCCCGAUAAGGGCGAGCUGGUCAGCGAUGAAGAGGAGGACACCUGAGUGCCCCCCACCCCAUGACACUGCUCUUGUCUUCACAACCAAAGCAUGCCAAAAGGAUACACAGCAGAGGGGCCUCUGCUCAUCGGAAAGCCCGAAUGUAAUGCCCGUGGUCUCUGGAGGUCUGCUGGGCGGACGUCCAUGGCCACACUGCACUUCCUCAUUUCCACGCGGGCUGGGGUCUGCUCCGUGUACAGCCAUCUCCGGGCCGUGGUGGGCGGUGUCCGUGUCCCGUGUGACCCGUGCACCCCCAGGGGAACCGGCUGGCUGUUGUCGAGCCUGUUGACAGCAUCUGUCUGGGUUCUGUGGUUGGCUUGCACCCUGGCGUCUCCCCGUGACGCCCCCUAGCCAGAGCGUGGCUGCUUUGGGUGGCGUGAGGUGAGCGAAGCAAGUGCAUCUGUGUUCAGAAACAGCCUGGAGAAAUCCCACACCUUCCGUGCCAGGCGAACCACCGGCCGUGCCCCAUCUCUGGACUAGCUUGGGGGGCCUGGCCCUCCGGACACCCCACGCCCCCAGCCCACGCUCCGCCUGGCACGGCUCCGUGAGGUUCUGUGCUCUCGCCUCUCAGGGAGUGGCUUGUGGAAUCACUCUGCGUAGGGGUAGGAGUCCACAGAAGCUGUGGACCGCCGUCCUGUAAAGCAGGCCCACCUCGGGGGCAGGCCUUGGCGGAGACAGAGGCGGCUUCUGGGACGCCUUACGGGGCAGCGGGGCGAGUGCAGGGUGACGCUGUCAGCCAGGACUCCGGGGGCCUCCCCCACCUGCUGGGAUGGCGGGGAGGCCGGCUGCCAGUGCCUUUGCUUGGGACCCAGCUUUGGUGAGCUGUCCCAUUCAGGGUCCCUCCCCAGUGCUGCCCAGAGGCAUCCGCGUCCUGGCAGCCGGCCUCCCCCUCCCUGGGGUCAGCGUAGUCCUGGCUGUAGGGUCACCACCACCUCCAGCAGGUCAGGCUGCCCACGCCGUUCUGCGGACUGGGAGCGCUCUUUUUGAAGCUCUGCUGAGAGGCUUUGCGCAGGGAAGGUUGACUUUGCUUCAUCGCUCCGCGGACCAUCCCUGCUCCACGUGUGGAUGCAAGAGUUUCCUGGCACAGCGUUAUCCAAAUAGGAAAGAAACCAUUUCACACGGAAUUUUUACACUACCUGGAGAAAUUGGAAGUAACCCCCAGCUGAAACGUAUCAGACACAGCCCAAGCAUUGAAGGAGUCCCCUGAGGAAGUGCAUUUUCUAAGGACAGAUGUUCCGUCUCGGUCCGUGUUUAUCGGUGUCCCGGCUGGGUGGGUGUCCCCACAUACCACACCGCGUCAGCUUUCGUGUUGUGAGGUUGGUUAGCCUGAUCUUUCAGAUGGCAGACGCGGCGGGGGGGUGGAUGGCUGCUGGAGGUCGGCCUUAGCACGCGGCCCCACUGCCCUCCGCGGACCCCUCACCGGCUGGGGGACAGCAGUGAGGAGGCGCAGUAGGGUCAGGCUCUAGCUUCCAAGUUGACCUCCCCAGAACUGCCACAUCCUGGGGAGAAAAUGCUGCCUUUUGGAACAGGCUGGUUAUGUCAGUUUUGCCCCAAAAAGAUGUAUCUUAAAAGCACCUGGAUCGGGCCCAGGCGCCUGCUGGGUGUGGCUGGAGCCGUGGUUUCGGGGAGUGGCCAGCCGCGCCGUGUUGGUGUCCGCAGGCGGCUGUCCGUGCCCGGGCAGUGGCCGUGAGAGCAGGGCGGUCGUGGGGGGCGUGGACGGGGGGCACCUUCCCGGAGGCCGCCCUGUCUCUGGGCGUGCAGAGGGCGGCAGGGGUGCUUGGCCUGGCCCGGACUGGGCAGGGUGCCGAGCCGCAGGCCGUGCCCACGGCCAAGGGCAGCUACCAGCUCGCACGGGGACGGGUUUUGUGUCUUACGGGCUGAACAUCUGUUAAUACUUUUGUAUAUUUUUCACUACAGUUUAUAUUUUUAUAGACUAUUUUUAUCAAGGGUUUUUCAAUUAUGUACAUCUAUUUUAUAUAACGAGUUCUUUGUGCGCGGCUGUGUGUGAUCGCGAGAACUCGAGCGGCCUGGGUCGCUCCUGGCUCCCGGGCCAUCUGGGGCCCCCGGGCUUGCGUGCACCCGCAUGGCCUCCCGCGGCCUGUGGUCACGCGCGCCGCCGCCGUCCCACAGCAGCCAGGGCCCCCGGGGCUGGAACGAGUCUGCCUUCCUCCCACACUGUAUCCAUAUAGGAAGUAUUCUAGGCGAAUCGCCAGUGCAUUUUUUUUUUAAAUUGUUUGUAUUCUUGCACAGAUCCCCACCCUGGCUUUGUGCGGGGCUGUCCUCCUGCACGUGCCCUGGGCAGAUGGGCCCCACACGGGGCAGCCCCUGCAGGCGGGAGGCUGGCUGCCGCCUCGGGGGGCUGUGUGGGGGGCAGUGCCUGGUGACUUCCCCUGAUGUCACUGCGGCUUCUCGGCUUGAGUUAAAUUCUGGAACAGUCUUUAUACUAAAAAGCCAAAUAAACUACUAAUUUGUAUAAUGUUCUGGUUUGAGAUGCCGUUACAGUUGCUCACGACAGGGCUCACCCCCAGGGUUCAGAGGGGUACAGGACUUCGGUGGGGGGCUCCGAACUGCCAGCCAGCUCUUUUUAGGUCCACGUUCUUGGUUUGCCCUGGGGUGUGUGGGACAGGGUGCCU